AUGUGGUUUCAGCUCCAAGUUGGCUUCCCCUUUGGCUCAAAGAUAUGGGAAUACUUCGGAUUCGGUGGAAAACAUGGUCUCGCAUUUGAGUACGACCCGAUCUGGGAGCAAGAGCCUGAAGCGACCGAUGAGUAUUCUCGUGAUCAUAGAUUAAAGCUUAAGGAGAAUACACCAACAGACAAGAGAGAGCCAAGUGAUAACCAAAAGGUGUUCUAUGGGUACGAUGGACGUCGAUAUGUCGAGGUGUAUUCCAAGUACGUCGAGGGAGGUGGCGACCGUCUCCCAUGGUUUUAUACCGAGGGUCUUAAGGGUGAGGACUCGUCUUUCCGCGAAGGGUCUUGCCAUUCUUUCAUCGCAGUGAUUGAAUUUGGUUUAACCAUGGAGUUCUUGAACGAAUUGUCGGAAAACGAAUGGGGUGAUCAAGAAAAGCACGGCCCAGCAUUGGGACUUCUUGCUUGCUUGCGUUAA
This is a messenger RNA of Neurospora tetrasperma FGSC 2508, 468 nucleotides long. RefSeq lists its product as uncharacterized. Bases 1 to 468 code for a protein of 155 amino acids. The record is from RefSeq and is a predicted model, not a curated record. Lineage: Eukaryota; Fungi; Ascomycota; Sordariomycetes; Sordariales; Sordariaceae. The transcript is spliced from 2 exons.